Messenger RNA from Fukomys damarensis (Damara mole-rat), 2935 nucleotides. Its product is annotated as anthrax toxin receptor-like. Gene Ontology annotation, molecular function: signaling receptor activity. The transcript is spliced from 17 exons. The coding region runs from base 956 to 2689 and encodes 577 amino acids. NCBI's taxonomy places the organism in Eukaryota, Metazoa, Chordata, Mammalia, Rodentia, Bathyergidae. The record is from RefSeq and is a predicted model, not a curated record. Gene Ontology annotation, cellular component: membrane.
UAGGAGAAUGUGGCAUGAGGGGAUGUGAGCCUUUACCAGAAGAGAGGCAGGACUAGUGUGCUGUAACAGAGGAGAAUUCAGCUUCUGUGUACUGAUUCCUGGAGGGGGACUAAGAACCCAGCAUGGCAGUGGUCUUUUGAAUCCAGUUGAUCACCUGAGCCUUUAUUGGUCAGUUUUUCUUUGGAGUGAGUUGAAGGAAAUGAGUCAGUUCCCUGUGUGCAAGUGAUUUCUGAGAGACAUUAAGGGAGCCAUCGGUGUAAUGCCCUGUGAUUCUGACCUGGGAUGGUUUGAGCAGGAUCAGAGUGUGAGGAGAGGGUCAGGCAAGAAGGGAAAGCCAAAUAGGGGUCUCUGAGUCAAAGGCUUCUGUCAGCGGAGGGAUGGGUCACAUCUGCAUUUCCUAGAAGACUGGCAGCCUUGGGGAGGAUCAAUGGGAAGGGGAAGGAUGAGGCCAGGUGGCAGCACACAGAGGAAGGGUUCUAGGUGGCCUGAGGAAGGGAGGUGGGAGCCUGGGGCAGGUAUGUGCACAGCAGAAGUGGCACUCACAGGCUGGAGCUGGCAAAGGCAGGAGGAAGAGCAAGAGAGGAACACACAUGCACAGGAUCCCCUUUAUGAGCACCGUCAUCUCUGGAUGGGAGGUCACGAGGCCCCAGCCUCCUCUUGCUCCUCACUCUCCACCUGGGGACAGAGUGGGAGAGAAUGGAGCCAGUUGCUGGAGUGGGGACGGGAAGAGACUGCAGCCAUCCCUGCUGCUCCUCAGUGCUGGCACCAGGGCAGCAAUGGCCAGCCUGUGCCCUUUCCCCAUCAGUGCCUGCUGGAAAAGACCCCUUGGGCCUGCAGGGGCUGGGACUACAGGCUGGUGACAAAACAAGUGUCACACAGUCUGAGGUGCUGGUCGCCCAUGCUGAGGCCCAGGUUUCCAUAGGAACAUGUCCACCCGCCUCCAUGGUCCUGGGAAAUGUGGAAAGGGAGAGGAAUCUGGGGUGUGAAGAGAAGAUCAAAUAGCGUGUCGAACUGGCCUAGCCUGUCCUCAAGUUGGGAAGAUUUGGUGGAGAAAUAUGUAAACCCCAACUUGCGCAUGUCCUUCAUCGUGUUUAACACAAGGUCAAGAAUUGAAUUGAUGCUCACCUCAAAUAGAACAGCGAUUUACCAUCGUCUUGUAGCUUUGGAGAACAUUCCCACUAGUGGGGAAAUCUACCUGCAGAAGGCAUUCAGACAGGCAAAUGAGCAAAUUGCAAGAGCCAACUCUGGAGCCAAAAGGGUAUCUAGCAUGAUCAUCGCUGUGGUUAGUGGACCACUGAGGCUAGACGUAUUCAAUGAGACUAUGAUUGAGGCUCGUACAGCUCGGACUAUGGGAGCAUACAUUUACCUCAUUGGUGUCGACAACUAUAGCACAUUCCAGUUGAAAGCAAUUGCAGACAGCCCAGAACACGUGUUUGGCAUACAUGGGGCACUCAGGAACCUGCAUGGAAGAGUUGACUAUAUUGGAACAAGGGCCUGUCUCGAACUCAGAUAUGUGGAGCCUUCCCCCCUGUGUCCAGCAGCCAAGCAGGUGGUUCUGAAAGGCUACGGCUUCCAUAAUGCAAGGAGCAGGAACCAGGUCAUUUGCAGAUUCAAGUUCAGUAACAAUGUUGCUAUCGAUGAACAUCCAAUCAGGAUGAACAUGACCACCAUAACUUGUCCCACACCACAAGCAGUGCAACCUGGACAGAACAUCACAGUGGAAGUCAGCCUGAAUAAUGGGAGGGACUUCCUUGCCCGCAGCAUCAGGGUGGAGGCCACUGCCGACUGUAAUCGGGCCCCCAUAACCACUACUAAGCGCCCGAGGACUCGUCCACCUCCAACAACAACAACAACCACAACAACGAUGGCGACAACAACGACGACUACAAGGACACCGACACCGACGACAACGACAACGACAACGACAACACCGUUAAAAACCACCCCGACAACCCCGCAGCCCACAAGCCCCACAAGCCCCACAAGCUCGGCUCCACCCCAGCCCACAGAUCCAGCCCCAGUCAUUCCUCUACCCGCGGUCAUCACUGUUGCCCAGACCACUCCAGCCCUGGGCACAAGGCCACCACAAACAAUGCCAAGCAAAACACUUCUGGGGAUCAGUGCGGUGAUGGGGCUGCUGAUGAUCAUCCUGGUGCUCUGCUGGGUCUGGUGGUUGUGCUGCAGAAGGCCUGAGAAAGAGCCACCACCCAGACCCAGGCCCAAAAAGAGGCCGAGAGUCAAGAAACCUGCUCCUCUGGCUUCUCCACUUCCUCCUCCUCCUCCACCACCUGCCCCAGCACCAGCCCUGCCACCUAUCACCGUGUGCCCCACCAUUAUCGUGUGCUGCUGUGCGUGCCGUGGCGUGUGUGUGAACAGAAGCCCGGAGGGCACCAUGAUUUUGUGUAACUUCAGUCACCCCAGCUGCCACCAGGUGCCACUGAUAUGGUCUCAGCUCAGUGACCAGGGCAGCUGUACCAACUUUGACCUCCUGAAAACACUCUGUGCCCAGGGCCCCUUGGCCUCCCAGAUCUGCCUUCAUCCCAGCCAGGACAGCCUGCCCCUGGCUUACUGUUCCCAGUGCCACCACCCUGAAGCCUGGAGCACCAGGUCCCCUUCUAGGAUGCUGCCCCUGCUGUAUCCUCCUUCCAGGACAGCCUGCAGGCCUGCACUGUCACUGCCACCUCCAUAGGCCACCUCUCAGAUCCCAUGGCCCCAGAUGAGAGGUCUUGUUGCUGAAUUGGGCAUGGCAUGUUGUCUUGGAUUCUAAUAAACCAGAGUUGAAUUUUGUUACUGAGUAGAGAGAGGGUCUGUCACUGGGCAGAUGUUCCCCUGUCUGAGUUGUGAUUAUUCUGCACUGCCCAGAUAUGCAUCCUGGUGUCCUGUGGAUGCCAGGCAUGGUUGACCCCAUUGCCACCACUCUGUCUUCAUCUGUCAC